CAGGUACAGUUGGGACUAGACUUGAGAACCUGUUAGAGCUUUUUUUUUCUUAUUCCUCCUGGAAGUAAUUUGUGUGACCGACAGGAUAAACAUGGAUAAUAAAUACAUGUCCAAACUGUCACCAACUGUUGAUUUUUGUGCAGGGAUGUACUUGGUGAUCAUCGCUAUUCUGUCUAUCUGUGGGAAUGCUGCAGUCUUGGUCAGCGCCGGUCGUCGUCUUGCCCCACUCAAAGCUCCCGAGCUGCUGACGGUGAACUUGGCCAUAACAGACAUCGGCAUGGCCCUCAGCAUGUAUCCUCUGUCCAUUGCUUCAGCCUUUAACCAUGCCUGGAUUGGAGGCGACACAUCAUGCCUCUACUAUGGCCUGAUGGGUAUGAUCUUCAGUGUAACCAGCAUCAUGACACUGGCUGUGUUGGGGAUGGUCAGAUACCUGGUAACAGGAAGUCCACCAAUGACAGGUGUCAAGUUCCAGAGGAGAACCAUCAGUAUUGUGAUCAGUGCCAUCUGGCUGUAUGCUAGCCUGUGGGCGUUGUUUCCUCUGCUGGGCUGGGGCAGCUACGGCCCAGAGCCCUAUGGACUCGCCUGUUCGAUAGACUGGACUGGCUACGGGGAGUCCCUGAACCACUCCACCUUCAUCAUGACUCUGUCUAUACUCUGCACAUUCCUCCCCAGUCUGGUAAUCCUCUUUGCCUAUUUUGGUAUCGCCUGGAAGCUGCACAGGGCCUACCAAUCCAUCCAGAGCAAUGAUUUUCAAUAUGGCAAUGUUGAGAAGAGAAUCACCCUUAUGGCCGUGAUGAUCAGUUCAGGUUUCCUUGUAGCCUGGACCCCCUACGUGGUUGUCAGCUUCUGGAGCAUGUUUCACUCCCAGGAGCAGGCCCACAUGACUCCAUUCCUCACCCUGUUACCAUGCCUCUUCGCUAAGAGCUCCACCGCAUACAAUCCUUUCAUAUACUUUAUCUUCCAACGUACCUCUCGGCAUGGGCUCCUCCGCCUCCAGAGACUGAUGUUUUGUUGCUAUCAUCGAGCAAAUUUACCUGCUGAAGGAGGGAAGCUGGAAGGCAAACUGGUCAAAGAUUCUGAUUGCACCAUUUUUGAAAAGGGGACUGAUGAAACCUGUGUUGGAGUUGAUGGCAGAGAGUCUUAUAUUCAGAUGAUGCCUUUGGGUUAA
Messenger RNA from Centropristis striata (black sea bass), 1168 nucleotides. It is a transcript of the gene opn8a, whose product is annotated as opsin 8, group member a. Lineage: Eukaryota; Metazoa; Chordata; Actinopteri; Perciformes; Serranidae. The record is from RefSeq and is a predicted model, not a curated record. Gene Ontology annotation, biological process: G protein-coupled receptor signaling pathway. The transcript is spliced from 4 exons. Gene Ontology annotation, molecular function: G protein-coupled receptor activity. Gene Ontology annotation, cellular component: membrane. Bases 92 to 1168 code for a protein of 358 amino acids.